CUCUCAGUAUUUAGGUCUUGAUCCUUUGCUUUUGAUAUAUUAAUUGAACUCCAUUUGGUUUGCAAAACCUGUCCAGGAUUUUCCAGCUGAGAUAAUGAAACCUCUGAAAACAACUCCAAGGCUGUCAUAUCGGCUUCCUCUAUUCAAGCAGGCAUCACCUAUCCUGGGAAGGAGAGAAGGGGGCAGGGGGCUCACAGAGCAGUCUCUGCCUCACUUCCUUUGACACAGGCCUCGGAUUUUAUUUUCCUUAGUGAAGGAUGGGUUUAGGACACAGAGAGCUGCAGGUACAUUUAGAACAUCUCCUUGGACAUUCAGAGGCCCGUGUCUGUUGACAGAUACUCCCUUUGCUCCUAGAUUAUACCGGAAUAAGAAUUUUGACAUUGUUGCCCAGAAAACCUGGUUGAAAUUUCUUUCCUUCUUUUAAAUUUCAGUGGUUAAAUAGUUUCGACCAUGGAGGUUCUUUCCUAAGUGCUGAGGCUGAGCAGUGACCAGGUUCUUGCCCUGACAUAGCUUACUGUCAGGGAGGGACUGUAUAAGCUGGUGAUUACAAGAAUACUGUAGGAAGGUGCUGAGGGAAAUAAAGGAUGCUGCAGAAGCUUCAUCACAGGAAAACCACUGAAUGCAAACUUUGUUUUUGGAGGCAGGUGGGUGGUGGCAACAGGAAUGAUUGUCAGAGGAAGUGAUGUGUCUGCCAACACUUGAAUGAUAAAAUAGAAGUUAGCCAGGAGAGAAGGGUAGGAAGACAGUGAAGGUGUCCACAGCAGAGGAGAGAGUAUGAGUCUAGGCACCACGCUGGGGAAAGACAGAGUUCUGUUAAGGAACCGGAGGAAGCUCAGACUGGGAGGCAGGCUAUAAAGAAGGGGGAGCGAGUCUGGAGAGGUUGUCACCAUCAGAGCUACGCCAUUUCAUGGCUUGGACUCUAUCCUAGGAAGGGCCUAAAGCAGUGGGAUGACGUAACAAAGAGCCUUUGGGUUUGGCUUAAAGCAUGGACCGGAAGGAGGCAAGACUGGAGGCUAGGGAGGCAGCGGACAGUCGUUGCAGAAAUUGAGAUGAGAAACCAUCCUGCCUUCUGCUAGAGUGGGACAGGAGCACGAAAGAAAAGUUGGGUGAAGUUGAGGGAUUUUAAGAGAUACAACCUGCAGGAGUUUGUGGUGAGAUGGCAUUGGAGGCGUGAGGCAAAGGAGUCCAGGACCAAUUUUGCUGUCAUCCGUGGACAGAGAGCCAUGGUCUGCCACACGCCUGGCCACUGUUUCCUAGAUCAUUACACUGGCCCUGUGUGAAUGGGACCGAAGACCGGUAUGUCUGGGUGGAGGGCAGGGUCAUAGGACAAGUUUAGGUCUUGGAUAUUGCCUUGAUUGACAGAGUAUGAUGUGCUUUUGAUGAUUUUAUGUCCCUGGCUAGAUUCUCAAGCAGGGUAAGGACAGCAGUGUGUCUCAUUUAUCUUUCGUGUUUGCCACACUUCUCAGAACAGCGCAUCAAGAUCACUUACAAAACACCGAAGGGCAAUUGCAGUGAUGUCAGUCGGGGUCCUGGUGGGGCUCAGAUGUCACCCUGGAAGGGCUCCUGAAGAGUGUUUAAUGAAGGGCCUAUUUACAGCAGAGCAGGGUGUGUUAAAGGAACUGGCAGUGGAUGGAGAGGCAGCCAGGGCUUAGUGGCAGUGCUGCCCCUGGGACGGAGGGGCAGAGGGAGAAAGUUCCUGCAGCCCAGUGAGGACAAGAGCCCUGGAAGAGGAAAAGUGGCCCAGAGACAGUCAGAGGCAGACAGCUUGAAAUCCACUCUCCAGAUGCUAAGCACACAGUGAUCCUAAGGAGCAAGGACUCAGUCACUGCCCAGGCCUGGUUCAGCGCCAUCCAUUCCAGUGUUAGUGACCUGCUGACCCAAGUGAUUGCCGAGGUCAGAGAGCAACUGGGGAAAACAGGCAUUGCUGGGAGCCGAGAGGUCAGGCAUCUUGGAUGGCUUGCAGAAAAGGUGCCCGGGGAGAGCGAGAAGGAGUGGAAGCCAGCCCUGGUCGUACUGACUGAGAAGGACCUUUUAAUCUACGACAGCAUGCCGCGGAGGAAGGAAGCCUGGCUCAGCCCAGUUCACACAUGCCCCCUUCUUGCCACCAGGCUGGUCCAUUCAGGUCCAGGGAAAGGGUCACCCCAGGCUGGUAUGGAUCUAUCUUUUGCAACACGAACUGGUACCAGGCAGGGGAUUGAAACGCAUCUCUUCAGGGCGGAGAUCAGCAGGGACCUCUCCCAUUGGACGAGGAGCAUAGUACAGGCGUGCCACAACUUGGCUGAACUCAUCACCGAAAUCAGCACAGCUUGCACCUAUAAAAACCAGGAGUGCCGUUUGACCAUACAUUAUGAGAAUGGAUUUGCUGUUACCACUGAACCACAGGAAGGUGCCUUUCCCAAGACAAUCAUACAGUCUCCUUAUGAAAAGCUGAAAAUGUCUUCAGAUGAUGGAGUCAGGAUGCUGUAUUUGGAUUUUGGAGGCAAAGAUGGAGAGAUUCAACUGGACCUUCAUUCCUGCCCAAAGCCAAUUGUUUUCAUCAUUCAUUCCUUCCUGUCAGCUAAGAUUACAAGACUGGGCUUGGUGGCCUGAACAGAGGGGCAACGUUUGAGAAAAGGAGGCUGCUAUUACCACUGGAAAGUGUAACAUCAGACACCAUUUGCAGCGAGCAACGUGCCAGAUGUAGCUUGCCACAGUGAGCUUUAGAUCCUGUGUAAUUGUCCCAAAGUACUCUGUCAAUUUCACCAACCACAAGGGGUACCCUAAGAAAAUAGACAAGGAACAUCAGAAUCAAACUAACAGUAAAAACUGUCAAGAGGUGAAGGCAUUUGAAAAUAACAUAGCAUAGCUUUUAAGUAAUGACAGACAAGGGCGAGAGCAUUAGAACAGCAUGUGUAGAUCUUCAGCCUACCCGUUUCUAGGCAACUGGUUUACCCAGGUGAGCAGGGGCUGAAUAGAUGAAGAAUGGACAUUUUCGCCUCUCUCUUCCCUGUAACAAUGAUCCCUUGUUUUGUUGUGAUUUAUUUCCUACUUCUAACUGAGUUGACUUUGGCCGGUAAGGAAAGAAAAGUACUUCAAAUGGAAACCCAACUCUUUUUAAAUAUGAAGCAGCUGUUACUUUUUCUUAAUGAAUUAUCUUUCAAUGAUGUAGAAAGAUUCUGAAGUGUUCUCAUUAGCAUAUGCUGAGCAGGAAUUAAAUAAACCAUCAGAUACUGAUCCACACUGUAAGUGGUCGACUCUGAGCCAAAGUAGCUGCUUAAAUUGCAAGGCUUUGCUGAGGAGCAGUAUGAGUGAAAAAUGAUUAAUUCUGGGACUGUAUUCACACCAAGGUCUGCUGUCUUAGAGCCAAGAAAGAUAGCUUUAUUUAUAGAAAGUAAAUUAUGGCUAGUUUUUUAAAAGAUUGUCAUUUGAUAGAUGUAUAUAUAUAACAGCUCAUGUGGGGUCAACGAAUUAUCCCCAUUUUGUGGUUUUCAAUGAAAGUACUGAGCAAUUUAAUGACCUUUGUUUCUGCCUGUGCUUGUAUGCAUGCAUUUUUGAACCAGUAAUAGAGCAGCCUCAUAUAAUUCUGGAUGAUGCUGGGUUUUCCAUAUAGACCCAGCAUUAUAAUCAAAUCUAUUGUCAGCACCCAUGGCUCUUUUGGAAUCCCAGAGAAAUAUAAGGACCUGAUAUUUUUCUACAAGAAUAUUUUCAGACACCAUAUAGGCAUAUUACUGAUUUAAUGCUUUUUCUUUUUUCCUUUGAAACAAAGUCACUGAAAAUAUUUCACACUAUUUGAUUUUGGAAUCACUUUUCUCAAACCUUGAAUUAACUCUAGAAUUUCUGUAAGCAUUUGUACCCUUCUUUCCCCUGCAGCAUACAUAAACAAAUACAUGCUUUUUCAGAAUUGUAUUUUAGCAAAUACCUAUGCAAAGAGCUUUAAGAAGUGAACUGUUUUUAAGGAAUAUGUUUGCUCACUGAGACAUGUGUUUAUUGAGUGCCAAAGGUUUAUUUUACCUCGGCAUUGCCCCAAAGUAUGUAUCACAAGGGGCAUUGAUUGAGUGGUGUUCUCAUACAGGUGGGGGUGGGAGGAACAAGAGCUUUGCUAAUGAAAAAUGUUUCUUAAAUCUUGAGUUAAGAAGUGUUAAACAGAUUUCAUAAGUGCAGGCAUCCUCCAAGACCUUAAUGAACUACCUAAUGCUUCUUCAAAGGGGAAUCCUAUGUGCCAUUCCUUACACUUACUUACUGAUCCUUUCUAAUGGAGCAGCCCGUGAAGCUAGUGUUAUUAAAAAGAAAAAAACACUUUGGGAAAUACAGCUUUAGGACACUGAUUUUUUUUUUGGCUUCCUAUUUUAAAAUGCUAAAGUUGCAGCUUGAGUAUUGUAGGAAAGCUCUGAAGCAUUUGUAAAUGAUACAGUACUCUUUCAUUAUAUAUUUUAAAAAUCACUGGAAUGUUGUUAUACAAAAGAAUUAUACUUGUGCAUUGUAAAAAACAUUAAUAUACAUUUAUUAAUGCCAAUAGUUUAAUUCAACAAUAUGUAAUCUAAGGUGCUCAGUACUACAUGAAGUAUGAGUUACUCAUUACUCAUCAUUCAGUUGCAAAGAUGCUAUAUUUAUAGACAGAAUUUAAAUGAUAAUUACAAAUAUUUCUUCAUCAUUUAAGUCUUGGGCUGAUUAAUAUCUGGGUGGGGGUCAACGGAAACUAUAUUCUCUACAUUUAUAAAAAUUUAAUUUAAAUAUUUAUAUUUUAGAAAAAAAUGUAUUUGAAUAAAAAUGCAUUUUCUGAAUUAAAAUGUGCUAUUAGCAAGAAACAAAAUUUUACUGAAAGAAAUGUGUAAAUGAAUCUUUUUUUUCCCUUCCAAGAUAAAGUGAAUCAAGCAUAUAUCAGAGUGGCUCUGAUGAAAUCAAUUUCAAAUACUCAUUUUUUUUCUCAUUCUGAAUUUCAAGUUACCACGACUUUCCACUGUAUGUAGAUUUUAAUCUUGUCUUGAUGUGUGUUACGAAUGUUGUAAACGACACAAACUCAUAUGUCAACUGGGUCUUUUGGGGGAAUUCAUUUUUGUCCAGUUUGCUCUGUGCUCAACUGUUUCUUAUCUGAAUUAGUGAAUUAUUAAAUUCAUAGUGUUUGUCCCAUAAGGGCAAACCAAUACAAAUGAAUGUUCUAAUGUAGUUGGUGGGAAGCUACCCAUUUGCUAGUAGAUGUGGUUAGGUGAGCCCUUUGUGGAGUAUCUUUAAAUCAUCCCAGAAGGGUUUAAAGAAGACCAAUAGGAAUUUAGAGAGUAAAUUUUUUUUUUCUGACUUGAAGUAAGAGAAACAAAACCAUAAACCUACUACUAAAAAAAUAGCCAGGCAGAGGCAUUUAAUUAAUUCUAUCAAUUGAUGGAAUUAAA
Manis javanica (Malayan pangolin) is the source of this 5363-nucleotide messenger RNA. Lineage: Eukaryota; Metazoa; Chordata; Mammalia; Pholidota; Manidae. The record is from RefSeq and is a predicted model, not a curated record.